UCGACACACAACUAUUCCGGGAACCAUGGCUGCCCGGGCGGGAGAGGUUUAUUAAUAGCUUCACCUGAAGUAAACAGAACACUUUGGAUAUUGCGUCCGCUGUGAAGGUCAAUCAUGUUACGGACAAUGUACUUGCUGUGACUUUGCUUCAAGGUCGAAUUGUCGUCUGCUUCAAAACCGGUAGGUGCCAGGAUUCUUGAACGUAAUAUCGAGUUAUCGAUGAAGACAGGCAGAAUUUGCCGAGAAUAACAUUCAUUAAUAUCAUCACGCAAACUCUCGUACUCGUGUCAGCUGAUCACUUGUUUUUAUCGGGAAGUGGGUCAAGCUCAGCACCAGUGUGCAGUGUAAGGAGUUACGUGAGGAGUUACCUCUACCCCCCCAGCUGCGACUUAUUCGGGAAGAAAGGUUUUGACGUCACCCUUUCUGUGAAGCGCGAGUUACUUGUCUGACCGAACCGACAACACAUCACCUCGUUCGUAUUCGUCGUGUUUUGGACUAAACCACAGCCACAGAGAUGGAAGAGCAGCCUCUGCCCUCUGAUCCCCUACUUGUUGAUAAGCCAGGCGAAGAGCCCCUACUUGUUGAUAAGCCAGGCGAAGACCCCCUACUUGUUGAUAAGCCAGGCGAAGACCCCCUACUUGUUAAUAAGCCAGGCAAAGACAAGGUUGAUAGAGAAAUCAAUUACACGUUCACCCUCAUCUUCAGUAUUACCAUUGCUGUGUUUGGAAACUCCUUCCUGUAUGGGUAUCAGAUAGGCGUUGUCAACACACCUUCACACAUAAUUAAAGAUUUUUAUAAUGCCACGUAUUACGAGAGAAGGGGAGGUAACUGGAGCAAUGUACAGGCGUAUGCUUCAUAUCUUGAAGGCCUGAAUAAAACAAUACAUGUAUCAGACAGCAAUGCAUCAACAACCCCAGGUCCAGUCGAAAAAACGCCUGCAGAUUUUGGGGCCGACGAGUCGCUGCUGCUUGAGAAAUGGGAGCUGGAACUACUGUGGUCUUCAACUGUUGCUGCCUUUGUUUUGUUUGGAAUGGUUGGCGCUUUCCUGGCACUUAAAGUUGCUGACACUGUUGGAAGAAAGCGUGGCAUGGUAGUCAUCACAUUUAUCAUGUUCUUGGCUGCGAUUCUCGGUGGAAUAACAGUCAUCGCCAAGUCUCCAGAGUGUCUCAUUUUGUCUCGAGUCUUGGUGGGAUUGCAUUCUGGGUUAAAUAUAACUUUGGUGCCUCUGUAUCUCACAGAGAUAGCGCCAAAGAAAAUCCGUGGAGCUGUUGGUACUUGUCAUCAAUUGGCCAUCACAGUGGGGAUUCUGUUUUCUCAGAUCAUGGGAAUGACUGAACUUUUAGGCACUGUUGACUUGUGGCCCCUAUUGUUUGCCUUCAAUGCUAUUCCCUCCCUUGUCUGUCUCUUUGUAUUACCCUUCUGCCCGGAGAGUCCAAGAUGGAUGCUCAUCGCCAAAGACAGGGUAGAAGAAGCCAAAACAGCCAUGCAGAAGCUGCGAGGUUAUGAUAAUGUAGAAGACGAGAUGGAUGAAAUGAAGUUGGAAGCGAUUAAAGCGAAGAAGUCCGAUAAGGCAAACUUCACCCUGAAGGACCUCCUGACCACCCCGGAACUCAGGAUGCCAACAGUGAUAGCCUGUGUGGGCCAGAUCAGCCAACAGUGGUCUGGCAUCAAUGCUGUGAUGUCAUACUCUGCCUUCAUCUUUGCACAAGCAAAUGUUUCUGCAACAAAUAUCCCAUACGUUAUUGUCGGCACCGGAUUCGUCAAUGUUGUUGCAACCAUCAUCGCUGUUCCUCUGAUGGAGAAGCUAGGACGUCGUCCUCUGUUGCUGUGGCCGAUGUGUGUCAUGGCUGGGUCCUUCGUGCUCAUGACCAUCUUCCUGCAGCUGCAGUUUGACCCUUCAAUGAAGGACAACCAUUCAACGUUUGCUAUGAUCUGCAUCAUUCUCAUGCAUCUGUACAUCGUGGGAUUCGCCCUUGGCCUAGGCCCCAUCCCAUUCACCAUCGUCGCCGAGAUCUUCACACAGGAAUCUCGUGCUGCCGCCAUGAGUCUGUCCGUUGCCUGCAACUGGAUCUGCAACUUCAUCCUCAUGUGGACCUUUCCAUUCCUCAGGGAUGGACUUGAGGCCUACACCUACCUGCUGUUUGUGGUAAUUCUGGUCGCUGCCAUCAUCUUCAUAUUCUUCUUCGUACCUGAGACGAAGAACAAGACAUUUGAAGAAAUUGCAGAAUCCAUCACAUUUGGUGGAAGAGCUCAUGGAAAGAGAGAUGGCUUGAAAAUCAAUGAAGAUGACAGUCUAAUGGGCAACACGAAAGUUUGAGAAUGGGAGAGUAUAGAUCAUUGGACUAUAUAUAGGAUAGUUAGUAUGUCAAACUGUAGGGAGAUAAAAGGAAGAGCAAAUGUGGUUUGGGGAGGGUAAAGGAACAGCUUACAGUUAUGCUGAGAAGAUUGCUGUUUCUUAAAAUGUGAGAAUAUUGCCAGGGGUAGAAGGUUGCUGGUGGGUACAAAUUAAUUUGGUACAUAUAAAUAAGCUAUGUAUAUUUAUUUGUUUGAUUUUUGUUUGAGUGGAAAUAUUUUCAAAAUAUAAUAUUUUCAAAAGGGAGCAUUUUGACAGGAAUCCAACUUGGUUUCUUUGCGUGUUCUAAUGUUGACCCAGCUCUCUGAGAAAGUUUGUGUGUAAAAUUCACAUUAUAUUGUCAUGUGAAGUUCAGAAGGUUGGACCAUGUAAUGUCAUGUCAUGUCAUGCAAUUCACCAGAGCCAUCAGUCACAUCAAAAUGGUUAUAUAUUGCUAGAAAAUGGCAACCAAAAGCAGACAAUACUCAUUGACUGAGUGUUUAGUUUUACUUGUGUACAUUGUCAUGCUCCUCCAUUGCAACAUGUCGCAUUUACAAAUUGCUGUACAUACAACAGUCUUCGAUAGUAUGGGCAUUGACUUUCUGCAGCAACGUCCAUUCAGCUGAUGACCGGGGAAUUAUUAUGAUUGCAUUUUACUGAACCCGGGUCAGGCAUUAUUCAUCAUAGACAAUAUUACAGGGUAUUUAUGGAAGUCAAAAUGUCCUAUCUAUGCGUGUCUACUGUUUGGUCAAGCCAGGUGACAAAGGUUCCCCCUGUCUAAGCCCUUCUGCAAUGAGUGCUUAAACUAGAUGAGAACUGAAACUAGAAGACUUAAUAAGGGACUAGUCUGGGAGCUUGAUGCUUUUGGUUCAGGUGGUGUAUGGGAGAUUUACAUGACAUCUAGACAUUGUACCUCAUACUUGAAUGGGCCAUUACUGGGGAUGCUUGGGUGAGUUGGUACAAGGGCUGUUAGUGACUGUAUAGAUAGUAUCUGUGAAGGGGAGUAGGAAUGUUCUACCUAGGUGCCAAGGUGAACAUCCGACAACUUGGCCUAAAUUUGAUGUCCAUUCUGCUGCUGUUACUGAGCUACGGUCAGGGAGCAGGCAAACCAGAAUAGCCCAUCUGCUGACAUCCAGGAAGGCAGAUGUUUGGAGAAGUGACCAAAAUCACAAGGGCAAGAUGUCACAAAGAUUGUUGUUGCCUAGCUCAAAAACUAAGACCAGGUCACAUGGGCAAGAUAUUCACAAAACUGUGACCGGGGCCCACUUGCACAAAUUGAUCUUAGUGCUAAGAUGAUCAUAACUCCCAUACUUUAACAUAGGCCUACGAUGGUCUUAGCGCUAAGAUUGCAUUGUGCCCAGGUCACUUGGCCAAGAUGUUCACAGUAACAAGACCAGGGUGUUCAUGGAGUUGGUUGUCUGGAUCUAGAUAAGUGAAGGAGAAUCAUGCCAUCACAAAGAACAUUGUCUUCAUCUGGAUAACUAACUGUGAACCAGUCACAAGGGCAGGGUGUUAAACAACGGCGGUCGUCUUCUGUUUGUAAGACUUGUCAACAGUACCAAAGCAUUUAUUUAACUUUACCAAACGGAAGCCCUGAUCACUAUCAGAGCCAUCCUUGUUCAGCGUAUGUACACCCAAGUUUCUACGGGUUACACUCAGAUCCAUGACAGAAAGAACUGGGAUAUGAAACAAGCCGUUAAUUGUCAGUAUAUAGAUCAAAAUAUCCUGCAAUCCAGUCAAUCAUCGGGGGAUAUUUUUUUCACAUCAAACAUGAAAAUCGUUUUCACAUCGUUACUAUUGGGAGUAUUAUGUAUCCAGUAGGCUACUGAAUCUUAGCAACGUCAUAACAUCAACAUGCACUGAUAUGUAUAUUUAUGUUUUUGACCUUACAUGACAGUACUCAACCUUCCUUGGUGUACUGAUAACCUACAUUUUUGAGGGAAUAUAUCAAAUACAUUGCCUAUUCAGAGUAUUGGAUGAUGGAGUUUGUAACCAAGCAUUGUUACUGUUUUCAAAUGUUAUCACUGAAAAGUGUAAGAGCAGCUUUAUUUUUUCUAUUGCCUGUCUGUUUUUGCAGAUUCUAUUGAGUAAAUAUAUUUAUCUCAGAUCACAAAGAAUGUUUAAUCUCAACUUAAUACAUCAGGUAAUUUCUUGAACCUGUUUUCAUUUUGGUGUACCACUGAUCAUGACCUCGUUUUAAACUGAGAGCCUUUUGAAUGAUAUAGACUGGUAUAAGGUUGUAUUUGUGCUGCAUCACCUUCAAGGUGAUUCAAUAUUUCAAAAAAUCAAAAAAUCUAUUGUAGCCACAUGGCAUGUUUUGGAUUGGUCCCUUUCUUUACCAAAGAAGUGAAACGAAGACCAUAUUUGGAAGAUUUCCUAUGUUUAAGAAAUUUGUGAAAUUUACAAAUGCCUAAAAGCUUAUAGCUUGCACUUUAUAAAACUGUCGAGUCACAACUAAUUAACUCAAGACUUCAUCUCCGCAUCAGUUUGUUUUAUUAACAUUCUCUAUACUUUAAAUCAUUUUGGCCAGACAAAUUCUACAUUUUGUUGACCACAUAAUAACAUGCGUCUCUGACGAGUCAGGUUUGAAUAGUGAUCAUUUACAAAGAGAAAAAUUCAGUGUAAAGGCAUAUAUUGUUUUGAGAAUACUUGUUGAUUUUAUUUGUAUUUGUAAAAAAACAUUUCUUUGAAAUAUGAAGCACUGGAAAUUCAUUUUCAGCUAACUUAAUUUUAAUUUGUUGUUUUGUUUUAGAAUGUUGAAAAAGAGCUUAUUGUGAUGGAGAUGUUAGAAGUGUCUCUCGUGUACCAAAUUGUUGUCAUCAAUGUAAAUAAUACAAACAUGACUUUGUUGCAUGUGUAUGCCAUGUGAAACAGUUUUUAAGUCAGAACAUGAAUAAAUAUUAUAAAUAAUAACGUGUGUUUGAACUGAACUUCGGAAGAUAGCAUGUUUCCAUGUGCCUAACCUACAUACUGAGAAUUGAAAAAUGGAAGUACUCUAAAACUUACCUUUACAUAUAUAUUUUCCUUAAAGUAUUGCAAUGUAUGUUAAAACUUUGUUUGGUAAUGUUGAGAUAUUAUCAAAGUGACUCCAAAAGUUAACUUACUUUAUGAUCUCUAUCAAUGUACGACAUGAUGGUGCCUCAUACCAAGUACCCAGCAUACACCAUUUUUAUGGCCUCGACUCCCAUGAUUGAUCACAAUGUACGGGGGCCCAGCCCAUCACACUGAAAAUCUUGUAUACUUUAUCAAGUGAAAAUCUAUCUUCUAGCAUCAUAUCAUAUCAAUUGUUCAAUGAAUGUCGAAAGGUUCAAAUUCCAUUUGACUUUAGAAUCCAUCACCCUUUCUUAGAUUAAACUUAGUUGAAGAUGGAGACUUUUGAUGAGCGAUUUGUAUACUUUAUUGUUGUUGCGAAUUUUUUUAAGGUUUUUACACAGUCAUACUUUUAGCUUACAUCCGCCAAGAGUUCAUCUGUCAAAUUUUGUUCGAAAUAUAUUUUAACCCAGGGAAAAUAAUGGUCUGGCAGGUACACAGACAUGUGGUGAUUUAUAUCAAACAUGUAUACGAGUAAUGAGGGCAUUUAGAUUUCACCUGUUUCAUUACAGCAAUUAUUUAUUGCUAAUUCAUACAAAACUGCUUUUGUGUAACCUGAAGAAGACCUGCUUAUUGUUUCUAUGUAUUGCGUGAGUAUGGUUUUACGCCGCUUUUAGCAAUAUUCCAGCAAUAUCACGGAGGGGCACACCAGAAAUGGGCUUCACACAUUUUACCCAUGUUGGGAAUCGAACCCGGGCCUUUGGCGUGACGAGCGAAAGCUUUAACCCCUAGGCUACUUGACCGCCCCUGUUUGUAUGUAACAACAUUUAUGUGAAUACCUUUCAAAUGAAAGACCGAACAUCAUGCCCUUUUUGCUGCAUUUUGUUGGAAAGCAGUUCCAUUAAUAAGACAGAAAUCCUGUGUAUUGCUAUCAUGUGUCAUGCUGUGUGUUUAAGAUUGAUUAUUUAUUUUAAUUAGUUUGUGAUAAAAAGGUUAUGUGCAGCUAUUGGUAUCAUUAGGGGCACACCUCAAACGUUUGAUUGAAAAUGUCAUAUUGUUAACAACAAAUUUUAGUUUGUAAUUUUUUAUGAGUUUUAUUUCAAGGGUAUCUUUACGUAAUUUACCUUAUUUUAUGGUCAUGUUUUGUGUAUCUCAUUACAUAGACCGAGGCAAUCCGCGAAACAAUCUUUGUAUGGCCUUAAUAUUUAUUGCCUGUUUGGGUAGCAGUAAAUUUCAGAGGCAUGCUGAAUCGUGAUCCAGUGACCUUUAGAAGUAGAUAAUAUUUCUCAUAAUGUUGUGAGCCGCCCCAUGAUUAUCGGAUAUUAGAAUUGGUCUUCAACAACCCAUGCUUGUCCUAAGAGGCGAUUGAUGGGAUUGUUGGUCAGGCUUGCUGACUUGUUUGAUGCAGGUCAUCGUAUCACAAUUGCGUAGAUUGAUGCGCAUGAUGUCAAUCACAGGAUUGUCCGGUCCAGACUUGAUUAAUUACAGACUGCCGUUAUGUACUUGAGUACGGCGUUAAAUCACAAAAUAAGAUAAAGUAAUCCUAAUACUGUAACUUCCUCAUCAUCAAUCAAGAGAUAUGAUUAUUUUGGAUGUUUUAUCAACUUCAAAUAUCUAACUUUGUGAUGUAUUUUCAUGGUGUAGUAGUUGUUCAAUUUCUGGCUACUUCUGGUUAAAUGUUGAAGGAUGUAUAUGUUAAAAUAUUACCUGUAGCUGAAAUGCUACAUAUUAUUGUUCUAGUGUGGCUGUAGUGGACCUAGACUAAAUGUGGCUUGUGUAGCUGCAUACUGUUCAGUGCAGGCCCUUAACAUGGAUGAUUAUGACAAUGUCAUAACACCAGAAUGCUUGUUCAUAUUAUUCCCAAUAAGAUGUAAAUAUACAUAAUAUGGGCCAACUGACCUACCACAGUAGCCCUGAACAUGUGUUUAUAUCUUCAGUGCUAUUGUCCCCCCAACAAAAAAGAAAAAAAAGGAAAAAGGUGUAUGUUGUUGUUUGUAACUCAAAACCUAUUGCUUGUUCAAGGGUCACUUGCACAAAGCGCUCAGCACUACUAUUGUAAAUCUAUGUUAAAGCAUGUGAGUAGCGAUAAGAGCUGUUUGUGCUAGUGGACCAAGGGCCAUGUAUAUGACAGCCUAGAGAUGUGGAUUUUUAACAGUCUUGCCCUUGAUCUUUCUCAUAUGUACCCCAUUUUGUGAGGUUGUUUUGACUGCUUUAUGUAGAUGCAUGGUGUUUUUAAGGUUUUGUUAUAUGGUUUUCGAUGUUAAGUUGUUUUAUUAGAUUGUAAAUAAAUGGAUCUGACGUA
Molecule: messenger RNA, 7664 nt
Organism: Haliotis rufescens (red abalone)
Lineage: Eukaryota; Metazoa; Mollusca; Gastropoda; Lepetellida; Haliotidae
Product: solute carrier family 2, facilitated glucose transporter member 3-like
Exons: 14
Coding region: 515-2317 (600 amino acids)
Biological process (GO): monosaccharide transmembrane transport
Cellular component (GO): membrane
Molecular function (GO): hexose transmembrane transporter activity
Source: RefSeq, a predicted model, not a curated record